This is a messenger RNA of Aspergillus campestris IBT 28561, 3991 nucleotides long. Its product is annotated as U6 snRNP complex subunit PRP24. Gene Ontology annotation, cellular component: ribonucleoprotein complex. Gene Ontology annotation, biological process: RNA processing. NCBI's taxonomy places the organism in Eukaryota, Fungi, Ascomycota, Eurotiomycetes, Eurotiales, Aspergillaceae. Gene Ontology annotation, molecular function: RNA binding; protein binding. The coding region runs from base 36 to 3827 and encodes 1263 amino acids. The transcript is spliced from 4 exons. The record is from RefSeq and is a predicted model, not a curated record.
UUUUAUCGAUUUAUCUUGUUCUUCUACCCAACUAAAUGAUGGACAUCAAUUCACUCCUUUCGCCGCAGGAUUCUAGUUCACAGUCCGGGCGCCCUGCGUCGGCUCCAGCUCCCUCGCCUACUCCGAACACUUCCGCCCCGGCCACGGGUCCAGCUCCCAAACCGUUACGCAAGAACCGCGCCGGUGCCACGAGACAGGGCAUGACCUCCUCCCCCCUGGCGCAGCACAUGUACGCCCCUCAGAAUCUGCCCGAGCCGUCUCCGCCGGCCAUGAGUCCCAUGGGCCCCAGCAGCGGAACGCCCCCUCCUCCACCCCGGCAGCCGUCGACCCCGGGCAUGGAUACCCUCGCCGAUCUGGCUUCCAUGCAGCAUCACCAGCCCCAGCGCUCCAACACCCAGAUCCUACGCAGCACGGAAUCCUACGAGAGUCAGCUGUCCCCGUCCACCAUGUUCCCCCACGUCACGUCCAUCGCCCACAAUACCCCGAUCCCGCGGUCCUCCUUCGACAUCGCCAUGUCCGACGGCCCGCGCGAGAGCGCCCGCCGGAACUACACCGCCACGUCCUUGGUCCCCAACGCGCAGCGGAUGGCGACGGAGCUGUUCGGUCAGAUCCAGGAGAAUCCGCAGUCCUACGAUGCGCACGUGAACUUCGUGCGCCUGCUGCAUGCCGGCUUCAUCAACCACGUCUACCCGCCCAACAAUCCCGACGUCCACGGCGAUCCGCGCCAGUACGACCUGCUCAAGGACAUGCGCACGGCGCGCGAGGAGAUGCGCAAGCUCUUCGCCAUGGGCGAGGAUCUGUGGGCCGAGUGGAUCCAGGACGAGAGCAUGUUGGCCCGGUCGGUCGAUGAGCGCAUCGCCGUCAUGGAGCUCUGCGUGAAGUCCGUUGAGGAGGAGUACGGGAGCACCAAACUGUGGAGCAUCUACGGGGAGUGGGUGCUGUACCUCUACAAUGCCGCCCACGGCGAGGCCGGCCAGGGCCAGUGGUCCGAGGAGGACCGCCUCGUGGGCCGGGAAGUUUUCACGUGGCAGUCGGUGCUGGACGUGUGGCGCCAGGGCGCCGAAGCCACCCGCUUCCGGCUGGCCGACAGCCAUCUGAUCUGGGAUCCGUUGCUGGAGCUGCAGAUGCGGGACGUCUCCCAGAAUCCCACCCAGGAGAGGGUCACCCAUCUCCGGGCCCUGUUCGACUCGCGGCUGCAAACGCCCCACGCCACCUGGGACCAGACCUUCCAGCUGUUCUCCGGGUUUGUCUCCCAGUACUACAACGCCAACUACGAGAACAUCAUGGCCGAGACCGCGGCGCGGUACGCCACCCCCGUCAAAGAGACCUACGCCGUCCGGGAAGAGUUCGAGAUUCGACUGCGCCAGGCGGCCGAGACCGGCGACGCGACCGCUGAGUGGGCCGUCUACGCGGAAUACAUCGAAUGGGAGCUCAAUCGCAACCGUCGGAAACGACAGUCGACUUUCGACCUCAUCAAUGCCCUGUAUCAGCGCGCGGUGCUGCGCUUCCCCACCGACGCCCACAUCUGGGAGGAUUUCGUCAUGUUUCUCAUCAACGAGUCGCUCCACGGCAACACCCACACCACGACCAUCUCGACCCUGAUCCGCGCCACCCGGCACUGCCCGUGCGCCGGCACCCUGUGGUCGCAGUACCUGCUGAGCUCCGAGCGCGAAGGCGCGACCUUCGCGACGAUCGCGGACAUCAAGCACAAGGCCACGAGCACCGGUCUGCUGGACGCGGGCGGCAUGGAGGAGGUCCUCAAGGUGCACACCGCCUGGUGCAGCUACCUGCGUCGGCGCGCCUUCCUGUCGGACUCGACGGACGAGGACCUCGACGUGGCCGAGGUCGGCAUCCGCUCCGCCAUCGAGAGUGUGCAGGAGCUCGGCGAGAAGAAAUACGGCCGGUCGUACCAGGGGGAUCCGCUGUUCCGCCUCGAGCGCAUCUACAUCCGGUACCUCAGCGAGAGCGGCAGCUGGGACAGUGCCCGGGAGACGUUCAAGGGGCUGGUGAGCCGUCGCGGCAACAGCUACGAGUUCUGGCUGACCUACUACGAGUGGGAGCUCAUCUCGUGGAGCAAGUUCGUGCAGGGCGAGGCGACCGCCGAUGCGGCGCGCCGGACCCCCAACCCCAGCUACGCCACGGCCGUGUUGCAGGAGGCCGUCAAGCGAACCGACCUGGACUGGCCCGAGAAGAUCAUGCAGACCUACGUCUCCCACUGCGAGGAUUACGAGGAUUCGGAAGAACUCCAGCUGGCCCUCCUGGAGACCCGCAAGGCCACGCGGGCGGUGACGGCGCGGCGGGAACGGGAGGCCCGUGAAGCGGCCGCGCUGCAGGAGCAGCACGCCGCCGCGACGGCGGAACUGGCCACGCACACGGAGAAGCGGAAACGGGAGGACGAAGUCAGCGUCAACGGCCUGCCCACGAAACGCGUGCGGGCCGAGCCCGCUCCGGCGGCGGAGGCGGAGGCGGGAGGCCCCCCACGCGAUCGGGAACAUGCCACGGUGAUGGUGAAGAACCUGCCACCCGGGAUCACGGAACACAAAGUACGGCAGUUCUUCCGUCAUUGCGGUACAAUCAACGGCGUCAGGAUGCUGCCCGGUGAAGGCGGAGGCUCGGAGGUCGCCAUCAUCGAAUUCAAUUCGCGCGACGAAGCCCUCGUGGCGCAGACGCGCGAUCAGAAGCUGAUGGAUGAGCAUGCGAUCGAAGUGCAGUUCACGACGGAGGCGACGUUAUUUGUGACGAAUUUCCCCGCGACCGCAGAUGAGGCGUAUAUCCGCCAAUUGUUUCAAACAUACGGUGACAUUCUCGACGUGCGGUUUCCCUCGCUCAAGUUCAACACGCAUCGCCGAUUUUGCUACGUGCAGUUCCAGGAUUCCGGCGCAGCCUACCGGGCCCUGGAAAUAAACGGAACCAAGGUCGACGGAUCCGAAUUGAGUCUAGUAGUAAAGAUUUCCGACCCCGCGCGCAAACAAGAGCGCCACGGCCCUAUGUAUGAGGGGCGCGAGAUUCACGUGUCGAAUAUUGACUGGAAGGCCAGUGAGAACGAUAUCCGGGAGUUGUUUGCGCGGUUUGGGGGGGUCGAGACGGUGCGUCUGCCUCGCAAGGUUGAUGGAGGGAGCAAGGGGUUUGGCUAUGUGAUUUUUUCCACUAAGGAAGAAGCACAAGCGGCGUUGGCCAUGCACGAGCAAGAAUUCCGGGGCCGACCUCUCCACGUGAAGAUAUCCAUUCCCCAAGGCCCCAAGCGGAGCGCCACGACGAUAGUCUCGCAGGUUGGUAAGUCUCAGUCGCCCGAAGUGAACGGCUCGCAAGAGACCGGAGCCGAGCGAGAGCGAACGGCGCGGACACUGGGGCUCAUGAAUGUGCCGGACACGGUCAACGACGCGCGCAUCCGCGCACUGGUGGAGCCGUAUGGCCGACUGAUCAAGAUCAUACUGCGACCUGAUCACCAGGGGGCGAUUGUCGAGUUUGCGGACACACAGCACGCAGGCAAAGCAUCGCUCGAGCUGGAGGGACGGGAGAUUGCGCCGGGGCGACGGCUGCACGUGGGGACGGUGCCGGAGAUGCUGAAGCAGUCGGCGGAGAGGAAGGGACCGGGGGUGUCGAAGCCGACGGAGAAAUUCCUCCCCAGCAGUGGACCUAUUAAGCGGCCGCCGCAGCCGGGGGCCCGCAGCGGGAAGCGGGGAGGGCUGGGGGUGAAGCGGAACCCAACAGCGACAGCGACAGCCUCAGCGACGACGGCGACAACCGCGACGCCUGGUGAUGGCGAGACGAGCAAGAAGAGCAACGACGAUUUCCGAGCGAUGAUCCAGGGGAAUCGGACGGGGUGAGGGCAGAGGGCCGGCGCAAAGGAUCGCAGGGCAGUUUUGGCGUUUGCAGGGGCUUCAUUCCCCCUUAUUGGUGUUACCCAAAUGAUGUGUGUGUAUGAUCACGUUCUGCUUUGAGCGGCUGGAAGUCUGGCUGCCGUGUAGAUUACUGCAUUAUUUAAUUUUUC